GGUGAGACUGGAUUGGUUGAUCCCACCCACUCAGGCUCUUUCGCGUUCUACCUUCUGGCCUCGCUCGGCUUCCGUCCUUUCACCUCGAGCCUCUGCCGACAUGGCUAAGAUCAAGGCCCGCGACCUGCGAGGGAAGAAGAAGGAGGAGCUGCUGAAGCAGCUGGAUGACCUGAAGGUGGAGCUGUCCCAGCUGCGGGUGGCCAAGGUGACUGGCGGAGCCGCCUCCAAGCUGUCCAAGAUCCGGGUUGUCCGCAAAUCCAUUGCCCGAGUGCUGACUGUCAUCAACCAGACCCAGAAAGAGAACCUGAGGAAAUUUUACAAAGGCAAAAAGUACAAGCCUCUUGACCUACGGCCGAAGAAGACUCGUGCCAUGCGCCGCAGAUUAAAUAAGUACGAAGAAAGUUUGAAGACCAAAAAACAGCAGCGAAAAGAGCGCCUGUACCCUGUCCGGAAGUUUGCUGUUAAGGCAUAAACCUUUUGCAUACUAUGGAUCUGUCAGCUUUUUCUCAUUAAACAUCAAGUUGUUUGGAAACUGACAGGCAUAGAUACUUGUUUUAUAGUAUGGAUUUGGUUCAGAACUCAUGAUAACACUGCAUGGAGGGAAACUUCAGUUAGAGAUCAUGGGAGCCUUAUGCUAAUGUAGCUUGGAAGAUGCUACAGUUAAUUUGUCACCAUUUGCAUUAUAAAACUGUUUGUUUAAUUUUCCAUAGUGUCCUCUAUAAAGAUCAUGCUAAUGUUUUAGGCAGACAUGAGUCUUUGCAAAUAUUUGAAUCCACUAAGCUUUUAAGUUUUGGGGCAGAAGUAUUUAACAUCUGGCUUCUCAAGUGAACUAGUGUGUGUCUAGUAGUUGAGAAAAUCUUAAAAUAGAAAUUCCUCUAGUGUCAGUCACAUGAGGAUCUGAUCACUGUAUAGGUAAAUUAGCAUAGUGAGGUCCCUUCUUCUUCACUCUGUCUCCUUUGCCAGAGCUUAUUUUGAGCAGUGACUGUACAGCUGGAACUCCUUACUGUUAUUGCUCCAAUGAACCCCAGUAUAUCCAGUAAAAAUGUCCAUAUCGCCAUUAAUGAUAUCUGUCAUUUUAAACCAUUUGGCAUACAAUUCGUGCUUAAAAAUUACUAGCAUUAUUAGUAAUGCUUAGGCUAUUAUGUGGAGAUUCACCUUACUUUCACAGGUGCUCAAGUGUGGUUCGAAAGCUUAUUGCAAUCUUAAUCUUGAUUUCAGAGGAUUGACCACCCUCUGAAAUGAAAUUGAGAGAGCACUGCACGCUGCUGAGGAUUUAUAGCUCCCAAGAGGUGGUUCUUUUAUUACAGGCAUGGAAGGCUCCCUUUGCUCCUGGCAAAUUGUCAGCACUGCUCUUGGCUGUGCAGAACUUAUCCCUACUUUGUGCUUCUGUCGGGUGAAGGUGGAACAGUCUGGGUUGAGCUUUCUGCACUGAUGUAUCAGCAGAAACUUGAAUUAUCUAUGCCUGAUAUUCCAGAAUAUUCACUACAGUUACUUUUAUAUUAAGACCAUAUCAGUUAGCAGGCAUGUUGGUCUCCAGUGAGACCAAAAAAUCGUGGGCAUGUAAGUGGUUCUGAAAACUAGAUUUAUUUGCUUAUGAGUAAGGCUGCGAUUUAAUUAUGGGUAUUUUUAGUAAAAGCCAUGGACAAAAAACAAAAGAAACA
Gopherus evgoodei (Goodes thornscrub tortoise) is the source of this 1661-nucleotide messenger RNA. It is a transcript of the gene RPL35, whose product is annotated as ribosomal protein L35. The record is from RefSeq and is a predicted model, not a curated record. The transcript is spliced from 4 exons. Bases 101 to 472 code for a protein of 123 amino acids. Lineage: Eukaryota; Metazoa; Chordata; Testudines; Testudinidae. Gene Ontology annotation, molecular function: mRNA binding; structural constituent of ribosome. Gene Ontology annotation, biological process: translation; maturation of LSU-rRNA from tricistronic rRNA transcript (SSU-rRNA, 5.8S rRNA, LSU-rRNA). Gene Ontology annotation, cellular component: ribosome; cytosolic large ribosomal subunit.